AUGUCAAACUCGUACAUUCUGAUAAAAGGUGGAACGGUGAUCUCCAUGGUGGCGUCGGGAGGGAAGCCCCUCUACAAUUGCGACAUUCUACUAGAAAACGACCGGAUAAAGGAUAUAGGUCAAGACUUAUCCGUGCCGACUGGAUACAUCGUGUCCACGAUCGAUGCAAAAGAUUGUAUCAUUACCCCGGGGCUCGUUGACGGCCACCAUCACAUGUGGCAGCACCUCCUGCGCGGUAUCACAGCUGAUUGGUCUCUGUUUGGCUAUGCAUGUCACCUGAGGAGCGUCUAUGGAAGUCUUUACACACCAGACGAUGUCUACUUUGCCACGUACGCUGCUGCGUUGAGUUUGCUCAACAACGGCGUCACGACCGUCCUGGACCACUGCCACGUUAUAAACUCGCCUGCACAUGCCGACGCAGCUGUGAAGGGCUUGAAGGAUGCCGGUAUUCGAGGAACAUUCUGUUAUGGAUUCUAUCAGAACCCAAAAGAACCCGGGGAUUUCGCGAGCACUGCGACAGACACGUUUGACCAGGCCGCACGAGUCGAUGAUGCUCUUCGUGUGCGCGAAGAGCACUUCACGAACAAUGAUGCCGACAGUUCGCUUAUCACUUUUGGUAUUGCGUUGAAUGAUCCGCCGACUCAGCCCCCGGAGAAAACAAUCGGGGAACUGAAUACUGCGAGAAAGCUCAGGGCUAGGCUCACGACUGUACAUUCUUCAGUAGUAUCUCAUGAUGGGGCCCCUAAGCCUGAAGUCGUCCAGAACUUCGCCAAUGCACAACUCAUGGGACCGGAUCUUGUAUUCAGCCACGGAGGUUGGAUGACAGAUAGCGAGCUGGCUGCGGUGCAGAGUUCCGGGGCUGGUGUUGUUGGGACGCCCGACACGGAGCUGCAAAUGGGCAUGGGAUAUCCCGUAGUAUGGAAAGCUGCCGAUCUAGGCUGUCGGUCGUGCCUUGGGCUCGAUAUCACUUCGAAUCAAGGUAAUGAUUUCAUGGCACAGAUGAGGUUGGCUCUUCAGACGCAACGAGCUCGCGACUGUGAUCAUCGUACAGUCCACCGAGAUGUCCGCAGGAAGACAGUAGAUGUGUUACGCAUGGCAACUCUGGGAGGCGCAGAGGUUAUGGGAAUGGACUCGUUGAUUGGUUCUAUCGUGCCUGGUAAAAAGGCUGACCUGGUGAUGUUCCGCUGUGAUGACAUUGAUACCGUGCCCGUGAUUGAUCCUAUCGCGACUGUGAUCUUCCAUGCAUCGCCAAAGAACAUUGACACCGUUAUCGUCGACGGAAAGAUUGUCAAGCAGAAUGGUCGGCUUGUUGGUGUUGAUUUUGAGUCCCUACAUGAUCAGAUUGUAUGCAGAUCCCAACGACUGAGGGACCAAGCAGGCAAAGUCGAUAUGGAGAAGGCGGAAUCGCUAUUCCACUCAUUAUUCGAGAAGGCCAUGGAAAAUUAA
This is a messenger RNA of Penicillium concentricum, 1446 nucleotides long. RefSeq lists its product as uncharacterized. Gene Ontology annotation, molecular function: hydrolase activity, acting on carbon-nitrogen (but not peptide) bonds. Bases 1 to 1446 code for a protein of 481 amino acids. Lineage: Eukaryota; Fungi; Ascomycota; Eurotiomycetes; Eurotiales; Aspergillaceae. The record is from RefSeq and is a predicted model, not a curated record. The transcript has a single exon.